Messenger RNA from Salvelinus namaycush (lake trout), 2579 nucleotides. Its product is annotated as spindlin-Z-like. Gene Ontology annotation, biological process: gamete generation. The transcript has 5 exons. Lineage: Eukaryota; Metazoa; Chordata; Actinopteri; Salmoniformes; Salmonidae. The coding region runs from base 105 to 818 and encodes 237 amino acids. The record is from RefSeq and is a predicted model, not a curated record.
GUUUCGCAAGGUUUGCAUUGACGGUAGUGUGCGUUUCUCUGUUGGAAGAAUUUAGUCGUUUUGGCAUGACAUUCGUGUACAGCAGUAUUUGAAUUUUUGGAGGCAUGUCCAAGAAAAGGGGCAGAAAGCGGAGUAGCGGGGAGCUGAGUGACACCACAGUGAUGACCCCUGACCCCAACAGUCUCCUGGGAGUGAGAAUACAACACAACUGGAGGGAGAAGGGCAGCCAGAGCAAAUGGAAAGGCACCGUCCUGGACCGUCUCAGUGUCAACCCCUCACUAUUCAUGGUCAAGUACGACGGGUUUGACUGCGUCUACGGCAUCGAGCUAUUCAAGGACGAAAGGGUGUCUAAUCUACAGGUCCUCACGGAGAAACUUGUCAACAACAAGAUCAAGGUUCCUCACGGAGCAGAGGAUUUGGUAGGCAAGGCGGUGGAGCACCUUUUUGAGAAGGAGGAUGGAGAGAAGAACGAGUGGCGAGGCAUGGUCCUCUCCAGGGCUCCCAUCAUGACUAACUGGUAUUACAUCACCUAUGAGAAGGACCCCGUGCUCUACAUGUACCAGCUGUGGGACGAUUAUGCCGAGGGAGAUCUCAGGAUCUUACCUGAAGCAGAAAAUAAGCACUUGCUUCCGGCCGACCGAAAGCCCGGCGAGGAGACUGAGAGUCUCGUGGGUAAGCAGGUUGAGUAUGUUACUGACAAAGGUGUGAAGCGAACAGGCCUAGUGAUCUACCAAGUCCCUGCCAAGCCUUCUGUAUACUACAUCAAAUACGACGAUGACUUUCACAUCCAUGUCUACGACCUGGUCAAGACCACAUAGGACACUUGUUUACUCCAUCGCUUACUUUUCACUUAUCCUCCUCUCUCGAUCUCUCGAUCUCUCUAAAGGCCCUGGAGGGUUUAACAGUUAUGCUUUGUCAUUCAGGAAGUGCAAUCUAUUAGUCCACAUUGAAUCUAGUUCUAUGAUAUGCACAGCAGAACUGUAGCAAUGCUAUUGUAGGCCAUUAGGAGGAGGGUGGGAACAUGUACACUUGGAAGAACCUUUUUACCCUCCCCACUUCUUUGGUUACCCCAUUUCGUGGUUGUGCUCCACCAUAGACUCACAUCUUGGACAGUCCAGGAGUGCACCUUGCCCUAUGACAGACUCACAUCUUGGACAGUUCAGGAGUGCACCUUGCCCUAUGAUAGACUCACAUCUUGGACAGUCCAGGAGUGCACCUUGCCCUAUGACAGACUCACAUCUUGGACAGUCCAGGAGUGCACCUUGCCCUAUGACAGACUCACAUCUUGGACAGUCCAGGAGUGCACCUUGCCCUAUGACAGACUCACAUCUUGGACAGUCCAGGAGUGCACCUUGCCCUAUGACAGGCUUACAGUAUAGUGCAAGAAUGACCACAUUUCAAUUGUCUCCCACAUCCUGAUGCUUAAUUCAAAGCAGAACUGAAUUAUAUAUUAUAAAACUAAAAGCUGUCCCCAGUAGCCAUUCAUAUUUGGUCCUUGAAUGACCAAACAGCGAGCAUGAUGUAUAAGUGAAUCUUUGUAGAGACUAGUUUGAGCUGUUUUGUUCAGUGAAGUGUUAGCUUUGAAAGUGAAAUGCAGUAAGCUGUGAUGACCCUGAAAGCAUCAUUACAUUUUUUUGUUGUCUUUAUUAAUAGGCAACUAACUUUGUUUGAUUUGUGUCAGUCAGUUCAUAGACAAUCAUUCCUUGAUAAACCCACAAUGCUAUCAUUGGAUUCAUAGCACUGGGUUGCACUGGCCUAGGAGUAGUGUAUAGCAGUGUCUCCCAACUCCAGUCCUCGAGUACCCCCAACAGCACACCAUUUUGUUGUUGGCCCGAACAAACUCAUCUGAUUCAACUCAUUGAGGGCUUGAUGAUUAGUUAACCAUUGGAAUCUGUGUGCUUAUCCAGGGCUACAACAAAAAUGUUUGCUGUUGGGGUUAUUGGACGACUGAAGUUGAGAAGCACUGCUGUGUGGUGAUGGUUCAAACACUAUUUUGAACUGCCUAAUAUAACAUUCAUAAUGCUGAAUCAAGACUUGUUAGAAACAAGGAAUACAGGUCUUCAUACAGUUAGGGCCAGGAGUUUUUCCUUGACCACACAACCUGAUGAGUUGUCCAGAUCAGGAAAACUCCUGGCCCUAACAGUACCUGACAUGUUGAAAACAUCCUCAGACUGUAUGAUUAGCUUGAGGAGUAGAAUAGAGGCAGGUCUUCACUACAUUCUGAUCUUCAAUAGAAAGCAAACAAGCAUCAUAAAGUGCCUUCAGGCUGAUCAUGUUGCCAUACUCUAUAUAUUUGCUAACCUCUCACAAUUUUAUUCUGUUUAAUGUUAAAGCCACUAUUUGGUCAGUAUUAGUAAAAGUAAAAAUUGCUCGAAAGAAACAAACGUGUCAAAGACUGCGUGACAAGGUUGUUGCUAUUGUCGGUUUGUAUUUGAGAAUAUGUGCAAUGUUGGCAGUUACUGCAGUAUACAAUAAUUUCCCCUAAUAUAACAUCCAUGACCAACAACAAGUGGUAUAUUGUAGCAAUGGUAAACCAUAAUGGUAAAACGCAUGGAGAAAAUAAAACAUUUAUAACACGG